AUGUUGAGAACUACCUUUAUCGCUCUGACAAGCUCAUUGCCUAAACGAAACAUGAGUAUAUUUAUGCAAUGUUUAAACCCUCUCACUGGCAUCGCUACGUGGGAAGAGAAGGAUCAAUAUUAUGAUUAUCAUCAGGAGGUAGCGAGGUCUGCAUUUGCAGACAUGCUACACGAUCACGAGCGAAAUGAGAAAUAUUACGUCGCUCUGAAAGCAGCUAUCAAAAAGAAGCACCAGGCGGGAGAACAGGCUAAUGUAUUAGACAUAGGCACUGGUACGGGAUUGCUGUCGAUGAUGGCGGCCAAGUGUGGCGCCGACACUGUAGUCGCAUGCGAGGCUUUCACACCAAUGGCCAAUUGCGCCGUGAGGAUAAUCAAGGAAAACGGCCUCGAGGACAAGAUCAAGUUGAUUCGCAAACGCUCCACCAAGAUGACGGUCGGUAAGAACGGCGACAUGCCAAAGCGGGCGAAUAUCCUGGUGACCGAAGUAUUCGACACGGAAUUGAUCGGCGAGGGAGCUCUGUCGACAUUCCGACAUGCUCACGAAGUUCUUCUCGAGGAAAACAGCAUCGUCGUGCCGCACAGCGGGACUGUGUGGGCACAGGUGGUCGAGAGCUCCCGAGUUUGCGCCUGGAAUCGAGUGAAGCCGAUUCAGGACGGAAGAGAUACGUUGGUGAACGCUCCGCCGGCUAUCCAAGCGUGCUCCGGCGCGGCAGCGGUGCACGACAUGCAGCUCUCCCGUAUUCGUCGCGAUGCUUUCGCGCCAUUGCUAAAGCCGCAGCCUAUCUUCAGGUUCGACUGGUCCGGCAAGGAACCUCUGUUGUACGACGAAAAAGUGUCGUUGCGCGCACAACCGAUAGCGACCGGGGUCGCGCAUGCAAUUUUCAUGUGGUGGGACUUGAACAUGGAUACAGACAACCAGAUUUUGCUGAGUUGUGCACCCGUCUGGGAGCAUCCAGACGUCCCCGAUAAGGUGAAGGGAGAUACCGAGCGUUUGCAGGAAAUGGCGGACUUAAUACCUUGGAGAGAUCACUGGAUGCAGGCUGUGUAUUAUCUUCCGGAAGAGGUGCCGAUUACACGCGGCGUCGAAGUGAACCUCGUGGGGUAUCACGACGAGUAUUCUUUCUGGUUUAAGUUAUUAAACGGAUCGAUAGAAAAGAUUCCCGAGUGCCCGCGACCCGUGUGCAACUGUUGCGCGCACGUCGCGUACUCACGGACGCGUAUCGGUCAGUUGAACGACGCAGGUCGCAAUGAGAGGUACAUACGAGCUCUGCGGAAGAAGAUCACCGCGAACAGCGUCUGCCUCUGCCUGUCAGACGGCUGUCUGUUGGCGCUCGUCGCCGCGAGACUCGGCGCGAAGGUGUACCUGCUGGAGCAGAACUUCCUGUCGCGCAAAACCACGGAGAUGUUCCUGCAAGCGAACGGCCUCGCCGACCGUGUGAGAAUCGUCGAGUCGAUCGAGGAUCUGCCGGAGGCGCGCGAGAUCGACUUCAUCUUCGGCGAGCCGUACUUCUUAAACUCCAUCGUGCCCUGGGAGAACUUGCGGUUCUGGUACCUCGCCUCGAGGUAUCCGUCGAGCGUCGCACGGAUGCCGAUCGUGGCGACCAUCAAGGCCGUAGCCGUCGAGUUCAAGGAUCUGCAGAAGAUAAGAGCGCCCCUCGGCGUCUGCGAAGGCUUCGACUUGUCCUGCUUCGACACACUCGUGCAGACGUCCAGCGAGCAAAGCGACAAUCCUAUAGAAGCUCAUCCACUCUGGGAGUAUCCCUGCAGAGCGUUAUCUUCGUCCUUCAAUAUCAUCGAGCUCGAUCUUACGCGCAACGUGAAUUUCGACGAGCGCAUUCAGGUGUCGGGCGACGUUCCGUUUUUAGACAGCGGCACCUGCAACGGCGUCGCGCUAUGGGUGGAUUGGCAAUUGGACACCGAGACCUCGGUGUCCUGCGGCCCGAUCGGGAAAAUAGUGCCUGGCGAACAGGUGUCCUGGGACCCGUACACGAGGCAAGGGGUGCACUUGUUCCGCAAAAUUUGCGACGUCAACAAAGGAAGCGCGCUUUCUUGGUCAUUCACCUUCAUCCCGCAACACGGCGAGGUCGAGUUCAAUUUCAAUUACUAGGAAAUGUCGGGAUGUAUACAUAAAAAAGAAAAAGAAAAACAAAAUGAAACGGUAAAAAGUGUAAAAAUAGAAAUUCAUGGCCGGAUCGUCGGGAUCGUAGGAAGCGGUUGCGAAGAGCUGACGAUGAUGAUGUUCUUACACAUGCGGAAAUAUAUUAAAAUUUAUUGUAAGUACAAAUAAAAGGAAUAUAUUGCGA
Molecule: messenger RNA, 2302 nt
Organism: Dinoponera quadriceps
Lineage: Eukaryota; Metazoa; Arthropoda; Insecta; Hymenoptera; Formicidae
Gene: Art7
Product: protein arginine N-methyltransferase 7
Exons: 9
Coding region: 1-2106 (701 amino acids)
Biological process (GO): peptidyl-arginine methylation
Molecular function (GO): protein-arginine N-methyltransferase activity
Source: RefSeq, a predicted model, not a curated record